CCCCCCCCCCCCCCCCGCCCUAUUGUCAGCCGGUCAAAUUGUUGUUGUCAUGGACGUUGUUGACAAGUUUGACUUUUCUACGUUUGCUGCCAACUCGUUGGCGAAUGUGAUGAAGACCGGCAAAUUGCGGGCCAACAGCGAGCUCCUCGCUCCGCCGCUGCCACGGCCGAACGCAGCCAUGAUGUCCAAGGCUGCCUUGCAUUCAGGCUCGGGCCAAGCCACUACGCUUGCUCCCCAAGACUCGCAACUUGGUGCAAGAUCGCCUGGAUCUAUCUCGCAAUCGUUGUCAGAUGCGUCGGGAUCCGAUCCGGACGAGCCGCCGGCCAAGCGGCAAAAGAAGUGGAACCUCAUGCCGUUCUCAGAACUCAUCAACAGGGCACAACACCAUGCUCUCAAGGCAACCAGCGCGCGUGUGGCGGAUGCUGGUCUUGCCGCCGCCGCUGCUGUUGUCCGCGAGUCCUCCGGCGGCUCGGUCCGCAACCGGUCGCACACUCCGCCGACCGCCCCGGUCGCGGUCGGCGUUACGGCUGGCGAGAGUGGCAACGUGCCGACGCCUAACGAAGCCGCCGCCCUCUUCCCGGCCGCCGUUGCUGCUGCCGCUGCCGCCGCAGGCCACAUUAACCCGACGGUGCCGAUCCAUCCGACACAGGCGCAGCAGCUGGCCCAACAGGCCAAGCUUGCGCAGAUGCAGGCGCAGGCCGCAGCCCAUGCUCAGGCGCAGCAGGCGCAGCAGCUGCUCAUUCUUCAGCAGCAGCAGCUGCAGCAGCAACAGCUCAUGCUGCAGCGGCUGAAGGAGGCCGAGUGGAUCCGCCAGCAGCAGCAGGCACAGCAGCAGGCGCAGCAGCAGGCGCAGCAGCUGUACAUGAUGGGCUUGGGUGGUUCGUCACUCGGCAUGUCGAUGGGCAUGGGAACCAUGCAGCAGCCGCUCUAUCCCACGUCGUCGCCAUCGCCGUUUGGCAACCCGAUGCACGCGCAGCAGAUGCUCUCGUCGCAGUUUGGCUCGUACAUUUCUUCGUCGCAGGCCAUGGGCAUGAUGUCUAUGGGCACGCCCUCCUCGUCGAACUCAAUGAUGGCUAUGCAGGCCCAGAGCGCUGUUGCUCCUCCUGUCUAUCAAGGUCAGCACGCGUUUCCGCUGCUUGCCCCGCCGCACACCAUGCCGGCACCGUCGCCGCUUCAAUCAGCGCCUGUACCGGCGUCUGCUCUGCCGCCCGCCCGCCCGUUCCCACCUGCCAAGCAGGCCAAGCAGGCCGAGAAGGCCAAGCAAGCCAAGCAGGCCAAGACAACAGCAUCACCCAAGUCGUCGCGCAAGCGCAAGCGCUGUGCACCGGCUGCCGCCACUGCUGCUUCCUCCUCGGCCGCCGACCGCCAGGCGCUCGAGGCUCUGCUUUCGUUCACCAGCUGAGCACGCCUGCCACGCCUCCUUUAUCUCCUGCUUGCCACCUCCUUGCACCUUGUUCGUACCCUAGAACUCAUACACGGCCUCGACUGCAAUCUGGAAUGCAUCGAACGGCUCCUGGUUCUUGGUCUCCACCACAAUGGUGAGCACGACCUCCCUGCCCGACUCGAUCUCCAUGUAAACUGCUGCACGCCCGA
Molecule: messenger RNA, 1593 nt
Organism: Thecamonas trahens ATCC 50062
Lineage: Eukaryota; Apusomonadida; Apusomonadidae
Exons: 1
Coding region: 50-1402 (450 amino acids)
Source: RefSeq, a predicted model, not a curated record